AUGGAAAGUGUUAAAGAAGAGGCCAUCCCCCAGGAUGGGGAAGGAGUCACGUCCACCAAGCGCAAGUCUGCCAUUGACCAGAUCGAGGUCGACCUUACACUUCCCGAACCACCAUCAAAACGGGCUCGCCGUGCUCUGAAAAAGGGCAAGCCCCUCCCCGCAAAGAAUGACAGCAGCGACGAAAAAGCAAAGGCAGAUGGCGAUGGCGAGCAACGUGACAAGAAGGAAAAGGCUAGGUCAGAACACGGCAUCUGGGUUGGCAACUUGCCCUUCACCAUCACAGCGGCAGAGUUAAGGCAGUGGCUUGUGGACAACUCCGGUGGAGUCAUUACUGAUGAUUCAAUCACGAGAAUAAAGAUUCCUACGUCAAAAGACCCUGGUCGAGAUAAGAGCCAAAAGCCCGCCAACAAGGGCUUUGCCUAUGUUGAUUUCACAGACAUUGCUGGCAAGGUUGCUGCCAUUGCGAUAUCAGAGACGGAACUCGGACACCGCAAGCUUCUGAUCAAAGAUUCCAAGUCAUUUGAAGGACGACCUGCAAAGGAGAAGGAACCCGAGGCGGUGGAGACCGGGCCAGACGGCAAGAUCAAGCACGGUGCCGAGCAAAAGGAAGAAGCCGACCCCAAUGCCAGCCGGAAAAUCUUUGUGGGAAACAUGAGCUUCAAGACAACAGAGGAGGAUGUGUGGCGGAACUUUGAGAAGUGCGGAGAGAUUGAUUGGGUCAAGGUGGCUACGUUUGAAGACACGGGCAAAUGCAAGGGCUACGGAUGGGUCAAGUUCAAGCAACCCGAAGCGGCCGCGUGGGCUGUCAAAGGAUUUGUCAAGGUGAAGGAGGCGGUUGAGACGGAGGACGACUUCAACGAUGGCGACGACGCAGAGGACAGGAAACAAGACCAGCAGAAGCAAUUCAAGACGAGGAAAUGGUGGGUGAACCGUAUGCUGGGUCGAGAACUCAAGCUGGAGCUGGCCGAAGAUGACCAGUCUCGGUACAAGAAGCGUUUUGGCAAGGACGCCCAGAGGCAAGCGAACGGGGGUGAGCGAAAGGGCAGGCCCUCACAAGGACGAAAUGGAUUCAAGUCGAGAGAUGAAGCGGCGAGCGAUAACUCGGGUGCCAAGACUGAGGCCCCAGAGAAGGCGGCUAAGCCACUCAAAGAGGCUGCUGAUAUCCAAGUUGCCAGACUGACGGGCGCGGUGGUGAAGCAUACGGGUACCAAGAUGACGUUUGAUUGA
This is a messenger RNA of Metarhizium brunneum ARSEF 3297, 1227 nucleotides long. It is a transcript of the gene NOP13, whose product is annotated as Nucleolar protein 13. Lineage: Eukaryota; Fungi; Ascomycota; Sordariomycetes; Hypocreales; Clavicipitaceae. The record is from RefSeq and is a predicted model, not a curated record. Gene Ontology annotation, cellular component: nucleus. Gene Ontology annotation, molecular function: mRNA binding.